Suillus bovinus is the source of this 681-nucleotide messenger RNA. RefSeq lists its product as uncharacterized. The record is from RefSeq and is a predicted model, not a curated record. NCBI's taxonomy places the organism in Eukaryota, Fungi, Basidiomycota, Agaricomycetes, Boletales, Suillaceae. The transcript has 5 exons. Bases 1 to 681 code for a protein of 226 amino acids.
AUGCCUGAAUUAUAUCCUUCUCCUGCAUCCACUUCUGACAAUCAGAAUUCCCUCAAUGAGUACUGGCCCCUCACUCUCACUCCUGCAGACAUUUCAGCUACUAUGUCGAUGUCUGAAUCACGCAUCCCCGCAUCCAUCUCCCAAUAUCAGGCGGAGGCUGCAAACAACAAUCUUCCCCCUUUAGCUCGGAUCAGGCACUUCAAAGCUGGGCUGCAAUGGGAGAUCACUACUUUUGUCAUGCCCAUCCUCCAGUACUCAGCUGCCAGGAACAUCAUUUCAGUCGUUCCCAGCCCUAUUGCUCAUAUUCUUCAUUUGAUUCCCAGUCACACCUGGAACACGGUUCCGGAUCACAUCUUUUUGUAUCACAUCUAUCCCGGAGAUCCAUCCCGGAUCGUAUCCAGCUAUGAUACCCCAUGGUGGAUGGGAGAAACUGCAAUUCCGAACGAACCAUGGCAAUGGGAUCGUGUGAUGACUUGCUGUAUCUUUCACUACCAGCAUUGGAUGGCAUUGAGAAUGAUGGUGGAUCAUACCUCAGUUCCAUCAGUGAUGGAACUGAGGUGGAUUAGAGAACGCCUCCUGACAUUACUUGAGGAGCAAUGUGAGGGCAUCCAUGACAAGAUGGCAGAGAUACAAAUCUACACUGCCAUUCUAGACAGAUUGAAGAGAGGCAGAGGAGAGUAG